Molecule: messenger RNA, 921 nt
Organism: Naegleria fowleri
Lineage: Eukaryota; Heterolobosea; Eutetramitea; Acrasida; Naegleriidae
Exons: 1
Coding region: 1-921 (306 amino acids)
Source: RefSeq, a predicted model, not a curated record
AUGCCUCCCCAUCAAACUCCAACCGACUUGGAGAAUGCCGUUCCUUUCGGGACAACGCAUCCAUCGGGGAUGAUGGCUUUGAAAUCAGCAGCCUCUUCUCAAUCAUUGGAAAAUUUGAAAGGAGUUGCCAAUCCUUCCAACACUAACAUCCUCCAUCAAGGAAAGAAGACACAAGGAGAGAAACGAAAAGCUCUCCUCGAUAUUACCAACAAAUCCUCUCACCAACAACAGCAACCUCAUCCACAGCCUGCUCCCAAGAAGGUCAAGACAAGUAGUACUGCCAUUCAAGUUUUCAAAGAUCAAAACAACCAAAGUAGUAGUAGCAAUAGUAGUAACAGCAAUUCUUCUCAACCGCCAUCAUCCUCUUCAACGAAACCACCCCUCAAGUUGAACAAAUCCAAUCAGAAUACUCUUUUGAACCGUUCUAGUUCCCGAGAAUCCUCUAAAUCCUCCUCUCAGCCAUUCCCUUCAAAUUCCAUCAAAUCUCAACUCCAAAAGGCGAUCCAUUCAACAACCAUAGUUCCCGAGAACAGUGAUAUUGAAUAUUGCCCUGAGCCUUAUGAACUUCCAAGUGAAUAUCCAACACCAGUCUACUCUGAAAUCAAUAGCGUAACAGGUGAAGCAGAAGAUUUAUUCAUUACUCUUUCUGAUACCAAGAUGAAGGAAUUAACCAAAUUGCCAAGCAAAGAAGGAUCCUUCCUUUCCUUCAACGUGAAUGAACUCAUUACGAGUAAUGGUGUCAGUGGUAAUAGUGGUCAUGGUACUGGUACUGGUUCUGGUAGCAACACCAAUGCUUGUUCAAAUCAUGAUUCUGCAAAUUUAAGUGGUGCUGGAACAAGUGCUGGUGUGCCUCCUUCGCCAUUGCCUCAGCCUCUUACUCCAGUCUCUUUUGAUGAUUUGUUUAAUUUUGAGGUUUUGUAG